This is a messenger RNA of Laccaria bicolor S238N-H82, 599 nucleotides long. RefSeq lists its product as uncharacterized. Bases 30 to 479 code for a protein of 149 amino acids. Lineage: Eukaryota; Fungi; Basidiomycota; Agaricomycetes; Agaricales; Hydnangiaceae. Gene Ontology annotation, cellular component: mitochondrion. The transcript has 3 exons. The record is from RefSeq and is a predicted model, not a curated record.
GAGUUCCCCGUUCUUUCACUUCCGCAGCCAUGUCCAACACUGUGCUUCGUCGAGCAGCACUGGUUGCUUCGCGCCCUUUUGCUCGCACAGCUUCGUUUGCAAGGGCGUACGCAACGCCGUCUCAGGAGCCUGAUCCACAACUCAAUGGCUACCCGCAAUUACCCUACAUCUCGAGGCAGUACCUCCCACCUAGACCAUGGCAGGACCCACUUAUGAGGCGCAAUUUUGGUGAUACGCUUCCAGAACAGGAGGAGGUUCUAUCUAUGUGGGGACCCGAUAUCCCUCCGAUUGCCCCCCAAGCCGCCCUCCGACAGCUGCUUCUAGCUUUUGCUGGUUUCGCUACAUUUGGUUUCGUUGUGAAGAACUACGUGGUACCAGACGCACCUGCGAUUCGUCGAGAGUAUCCUUAUUCUGGUCUUGUCCAAGAGCUGGGUGGUUUAGAAGAAAACAAGGCAAGGGAGGAAAGUCUCGUAGAUUAAAGGAUGGAAUGAGUUCACUUGUAGAUAUAUCAUCCAUUUUUGAUGCGCCCAAAAGAGGUCCGAUUGAUUCGUGGGUCUAGAAAUGGAAUGUUUGAAUCCAUCCUUGACGAUCUUUCAUUU